Molecule: messenger RNA, 3408 nt
Organism: Marmota monax (woodchuck)
Lineage: Eukaryota; Metazoa; Chordata; Mammalia; Rodentia; Sciuridae
Gene: Mok
Product: MOK protein kinase
Exons: 13
Coding region: 163-1515 (450 amino acids)
Biological process (GO): intracellular signal transduction; protein phosphorylation
Cellular component (GO): cytoplasm; nucleus
Molecular function (GO): ATP binding; protein serine/threonine kinase activity
Source: RefSeq, a predicted model, not a curated record
ACUAUAAAGCAAUUGGCAAAAUAGGAGAGGGAACAUUUUCUGAAGUCAUGAAGAUGCAGAGCCUGAGAGAUGGAAACUACUAUGCGUGUAAGCAAAUGAAACAGCACUUUGAAAGACUACCAAAGACAGAGAAUUAGAUGCACGGUAUGCUGACGACCCUGCAUGGAGAGAGCGGAGAGCAGCUUCCUCCGCAGGCACCCUGUGAGCCCCCGCCCCAGCAGCCAGCACUGGACUUUGAGCAGCAGGGGUGGCACCUUGCCCCCCGCCCCCAACCAAGGACUGAGGACUGGAUCCUUUCAGGUUCUCACUGUGGGUUUCAGGGAGAGAGAACUUGAAGGUGACCACAGGUGUGCUGCUGUCAUUUUGGUGAAGAGUAUUGAGCAGGUGAACAACCUACGAGAGGUACAAGCUCUGAGGCGUCUGAAUCCACACCCAAACAUUCUUACGUUGCAUGAAGUAGUUUUUGACAGAAAAUCUGGUUCUCUUGCACUUAUAUGUGAACUUAUGGACAUGAAUAUUUAUGAGCUCAUACGAGGAAGAAGACACCCAUUAUCAGAAAAAAAAAUCAGGCACUAUAUGUAUCAGUUAUGCAGAUCCCUUGAUCACAUGCACAGAAAUGGAAUAUUUCACAGAGAUGUAAAACCAGAAAAUAUACUCAUAAAGCAGGAUGUCCUGAAACUGGGGGACUUUGGGUCCUGCCGGAGUGUCUAUUCCAAGCAGCCGUACACAGAAUACAUCUCCACCCGCUGGUACCGGGCCCCGGAGUGUCUCCUCACUGACGGCUUCUACACAUACAAGAUGGACCUGUGGAGUGCAGGAUGUGUGUUCUAUGAGAUCGCCAGUCUGCAGCCCCUCUUUCCUGGAGCAAAUGAACUGGACCAGAUCUCAAAAAUCCAUGAUGUCAUUGGCACACCCGCUCAGAAGACCCUCACCAAGUUCAAACAGUCGAGAGCUAUGAGUUUUGAUUUUCCUUUUAAAAAGGGAUCAGGAAUACCUCAACUGACAACCACUUUGUCCCCGCAAUGUCUCUCCCUCCUGCACGCAAUGGUGGCCUAUGACCCUGAUGAGCGCAUCGCUGCCCACCAGGCCCUGCUGCACCCCUACUUCCAGGAGCAGAGGGUGGCCGAGAAGCAUGCCCUGGCCAGCCACAGAAGGGCUUUCUUUCCAGAGCACCCCAUGGGGCCCGAACUACUCAGUCUCAACGGGCAGUUCUCCAAGGAGGGCAGAAGGCAGAAACAGCCCCUGAGGCAAGAGGACGACCACGGCAAGAGACGGGGACCAGCCUGCGGGAUGGAACUGCCCAAAUUGAGGUUUUCGGGAGUGACCACCAAGCUGUCAUACUCCAGCCCCACACUGCAGUCAGUGUUCAGUUCUGGGAUGAACGGAAGAGUCCCGAUGUUGAGACCCUUGAAGUGCUUGGGUGCCAACAAGAAGAUAGACACACAGAAGGACAUCAAGCCUAGCCUGAAACAGUGCCGCCUGCCCACCAUCGACAGGAGAGGCGGAGGGUGCUGAGGCGGCCCGCGCCUCCUCGAGUCUCUCCAGUGGCCCCAGCCCCAGAAAGUACAGGACAGAUGGAAGUAGGAGGGUGAACGUGGGACCAUGCAGAGGGACAGGGGCAAGAGAAGAGGAGCUGGCAGUACAAGGGCAACAUGGGUGAAGAAUCCUGGGCAUGGAUGUCUGGCCAGGCAGGUGACGGUGACAGAGAUGCUGCCUGUGGGGAAGGGCAGGACAAGAUUUCUUUGAAACUUGUGAUCCCGUGAUGACCUUCAGGGUGCCCCUGAAGGGGUCCUGAUAGGGGAUGGAGGCCACAGAGAUGGGUCCACAGAUAGGGAGGAGGCAGAGUCCUGCUAGCUGGCGCAGGAAGGACCUGAGGCAAAAGCCAGAGGAGCAGGACUUGCAAGGCAGGUAGGUAGGCCACUUGGCCUGGGUGGAGGCAGUGGGCCUGGAGAAGUCCUGAGAGCUGCAGUUAUGGGCACCCUGCUGUCCCGAGGACUGGUUACAGCACAGGCGAGCAUUUGUAUAUGUAGGAAAAUCAUUACCCCUUUAAGUACAUGAACCAUGAAGGGAAAAUUUUUGGUCUCUGGUGGAAAGCUCUGCAGCAGUGCCCUGGUCCUGUAUGUGGCAGACCUUAGCCUCACGGGGACAAGCCCAUUUCCGUGGAUUUGGACAGGACACUCUUGUUGGCCAGCCUUGGGCUCCUGCAUUUCCCUUGCAGCUCACACCAGCCAGGAGGCAUCAACCCUGGUGGUUCUCUCUGGCCCUACAAUGGGCAACUGCUGACCAGGGCGAAGGGCAUAGGCCAUCCCCACCCUGACCCCAGAGUCCUGUGGGGUCUCUGCCCACUCUCAAAUUGGAAAGGUGAAGGCUGGCUUCCUCCUCCACCUCUUCACCCAGUUGGAACACUCAUCCCAUGACUGCCCGCCAAACCCUGCUGAGCGCCUGCCCUCUCCUGCCCACGGCACACUUCAGAUCUUAGGGCACAGAGUGGGGCUUGUGGGUGCUGGGCUGGGGCAGAGCAAGCACGCAGACAUCCCAGGCUAAGGAUUCAAAGGCUGAUGGUCCUUAGUAUCACAAACCCACCCACAGAACAGACGGGGUGCAGACAUGAGGUCCUGCUGUCUCCUGCCCUGCUGCCCGCCAUGGGAAGGCCUACUGGGUUAGUCCUUGCCAGGCCACCCAUGAACACAGCAUGGGGGCAGCUAGGUUUGAGAUGGAUGCCACACCCUGCAUUUGCCCACCUCCCCCCAGCUUCCUUUGUACCCAGUGCCACAUUCACCAAUUUACCACAUGUAGGAAAGCACAAGGCCAGAGGCGGGAGCAGCAGACCUGAACCUGACCAGGCAAGCUGAGCAAGUCCACCUCCUGUGGCGCAUCGUGAGGCUGGCCUGUGCUGUCUGUCAGGAUCUGCUGUGUGUCCACGGCAGUCAGGGCUUGGAAGCCAUCUUGGACCGUUGGCCAGGAACCAAUCUUGGGAACAGAGCCAGAAAGAUUUGUUCCUGGCACAGAGGCAUCCACAGUGUGCCGGGACACAUCCGACAGCUUUAGUGCAGCUGGCCAAGUGCAAACUCCAUUCCAGGACCCAACAAAGGGCAUUGGAGGCUGGGCUGAGGCACAGCAAGGACCACGCCAUGCACCAUAAGUGACACGACUCCAGACUGUGGACCAUCUGACCAAAUGGUGUGUAAUUGUUGCCCCCAUGUCAACUGAAUUUGUCACUUCCUCUGACAGGAAACAGAGCCAGGAGAUGAUCACAUUAGGAAUCCCAGACUCGAUUUUGAAAGGCAGCUCAUUCCAAGGUACCUGCAGGCAUCGUGGGCCCUCUAGGGUUUUCUAACCAGUGCUUUGAUAGAAACAGCAAACUACAUCAAAUACGCUAACACUUAAUUCUAAUAUGGGCAUUCUUUU